AUGAACAUGACAAUAUUUUUUGAAGCGGUUUUUCGAUCAUGCUGUUCUUUAAUUAUUGCUCAAGGAAGAGCAACAUUAGCAGCAACAAUACAAAUAAUUGUUUUAUUAUCAAAGCUUGCUUUGGAUCCUCUUAUGAUUUUUGUAUUUAAAGCUCCGAUAAAUGCUAUGGGACUUUCAGAAUCAUUAAUUAGUAUCAUUGCUUCAGUUUCUCUUUUGAUUGCUGCAUUUUGUGGAAAAUUUUCGGCAAAACCAAAGCUUACACAUUUCAUUAAGAAGUUUUCAUCUCAUUUUUGGGAUUUCCUGAAAUUAUGUAUUCCUGUUAUUUUCCAGAUAACAAUUGGAGUAGUAAUUCCAAUUAUGACUUCUGCAAUCCUAGUGAAAGCGGCAAUAAAUGAAGGCCAUCUCACCGAAUUUUCUACUUGUUUUUCAGCUGCGGGAAAAGUAUUAACAAUGCUUUCGGCUAUUAUGCAAGGUUCUAUUUCUGGUUUGGCUCCUUCAGGAACUUAUGCUUUUCAUAAAGGAAACAUUAAAAGAAUGUAUAAACUUGCAGGAUGUUCAAUAAUCAUGCCUGCAAUUAUUGGAGUCACUGUUUGCAUAUUAAUGGUAUUUUUCCCAAAGAAAAUACUCGUGAUUUGGAUUUCUGAUAAUAUAUUAGAAAUGGCUCCUUAUGUUGCGCCUAAAUUGUCCUUCUUAGCAUUCUUGGAACCAAUAACUAUUAUUACAAAUCAACUUUUGUUUAUUUUCAAGAAAAAGAUAUUGGUGACAAUUAUUCCAAUAGUUAAAGCAAUAUUUUUGCUCUCAUCGGCUGCAAUUUUCUAUUGGAAAUAUCCAGCCCAACCAUCAAAAAUACUAUUUUGCUAUCCAAUCCAAGAUCUUUCAUGUCUUUUGAUGUCGAUAAUAUUCUUUGUAUUUACAUAUAGAAGAGCUGAAUCAUAUCAUACUAUAGUUGACAAUGUGAAUCAGCCUUUAGUGGAUUAA
Trichomonas vaginalis G3 is the source of this 978-nucleotide messenger RNA. Its product is annotated as multidrug resistance protein YPNP-related family. Bases 1 to 978 code for a protein of 325 amino acids. The transcript has a single exon. Lineage: Eukaryota; Parabasalia; Trichomonadida; Trichomonadidae. The record is from RefSeq and is a predicted model, not a curated record.